Xenopus laevis (African clawed frog) is the source of this 1372-nucleotide messenger RNA. RefSeq names its product replication factor C subunit 5 S homeolog (gene rfc5.S). The record is from RefSeq and is marked provisional. Gene Ontology annotation, biological process: DNA repair; DNA-templated DNA replication; DNA replication. Gene Ontology annotation, molecular function: ATP binding; DNA binding; DNA clamp loader activity. Gene Ontology annotation, cellular component: nucleus; DNA replication factor C complex. Lineage: Eukaryota; Metazoa; Chordata; Amphibia; Anura; Pipidae.
CGUCACACCCCUUCCACAGAUUGGUCACUGGAUUGUAACAUCUCUUUCAUCUUCCGACCACUACAGUUUAGGCGCGAGUUUUCUGCUCCUCUGCGCGAUAGCAACUUAUGGUGCCUAAAUGCCUCGGGAAUCUUUGGCUAUAAAUUGGCUCUACGUGCAUUUUUAGUUGCGUCAUCAUGGUGUCCGAAAAUAAGGGGCCGUCCGGCCAGAGUAGGAAUUUGCCAUGGGUUGAGAAAUAUCGGCCACAGACACUUGAUGAACUGAUCUCCCAUCAAGACAUAUUGAGCACAAUUCAGAGAUUUAUCAGUGAAGACAAACUCCCUCACCUUUUAUUCUAUGGACCGCCUGGGACUGGGAAGACCUCUACAAUUCUUGCCUGCGCAAAGCAGCUUUACAAAGAUCGAGAGUUCAAUUCUAUGGUUUUAGAGUUGAAUGCUUCAGAUGAUCGGGGCAUAGAUAUUGUCAGAGGACCAGUUCUAAGCUUCGCAAGUACCAGAACCAUAUUUAAAAAAGGCUUCAAGCUUGUGAUCUUGGAUGAAGCAGACGCAAUGACUCAAGAUGCACAGAAUGCUCUGAGAAGAGUAAUCGAGAAAUUUACAGAGAACACACGGUUCUGCCUGAUCUGCAAUUAUCUCUCGAAGAUCAUACCAGCCCUGCAGUCCAGAUGCACCAGAUUCCGUUUUGGACCUCUGAGUUCCGAAAUGAUGAUUCCCAGACUUGAGCAUGUCGUAAAGGAAGAACAUGUAGACAUCAGUCCUGAUGGAAUGAAGGCCCUGGUGACAUUGUCCAAUGGAGACAUGCGCAGAUCACUGAAUAUCUUACAGAGUACAAAUAUGGCGUAUAGUAAAGUGACAGAGGAUACUGUAUAUACCUGUACCGGCCAUCCCCUGAGGUCUGACAUCGCUAAUAUUCUCGACUGGAUGCUGAACAAGGAUUUUACUUCUGCCUACAAAAAUAUUAUGGAGCUGAAGACCUUGAAAGGCCUGGCUCUUCAUGAUAUUUUAACUGAAAUUCAUCUCUAUGUGCAUCGAGUGGACUUCCCAGCGUCGGUUCGAAUUCACUUGUUAGUCAAGAUGGCUGAUAUAGAGUACAGACUGGCGUCUGGGACAAGUGAGAAGAUUCAGUUGAGUUCUAUGAUUGCAGCUUUCCAGGUGGCCAGAGAUAUGGUUGCUGCUGAAGCUUGAGGCAGAAGUGAAAACUGGAUGCAGUGUACAUCACACAAUGAUUCAACAGCCAGAUAUAAACUGGCAGAACCCACUAUUUUAUUAGGGUACAAUCAUAUAGUGACAUUUGAAGGGAACAUUGUACAUAUGCGAGUUCAUUAUUUUAUGAACAUACUUUGCUAAAAUAAAACGAAUUCCUGUAGUAAAAA